Messenger RNA from Bombus impatiens (common eastern bumble bee), 1044 nucleotides. RefSeq lists its product as uncharacterized. The record is from RefSeq and is a predicted model, not a curated record. NCBI's taxonomy places the organism in Eukaryota, Metazoa, Arthropoda, Insecta, Hymenoptera, Apidae. The transcript has 2 exons. Bases 21 to 1007 code for a protein of 328 amino acids.
UAAUUGAGAGAUUCUGUAACAUGUUUGAGAUAUUAAAAUUCAAUAUGGAUAAAUUUAUACACACAUUUCUACAGAAUUUAGGUUUAAGAAUUGAAUCUCAUGCCUGCAAAAAGUUUAACAAGAUUAAAUAUAUAUCAAAUAUGAAUAAGUCUUAUAUAGCAAAACAACUAUAUCCUACAGAGGAAAUAAAAGAUAUUAAUAUACAGCAAGAUUUGGAUUUUUCUAGCGAAGAAAACAUAAAAUAUUUCAUGGAAAAGCAUGUUAAUCUCUUUGAUAAACUUACUUAUCUAAAUAAUGCACAAAUUUUAACCUCUCAUUUGAGGAAUAUUAAUACAAUGAUUCUUCAGAAAAUAAAGCUAAGAUGGAAAUACAAUGGAAAUGUAAAAAAGAGAGAAAUUAAAACAUGGAACAAAAUUGUAACUUAUAACAAGAAACUAAGAACAAAUUUAGCAAAUAAAUUGAGUGGGUCACAGGGCAAAUUAUUGUUUUCUUCAGAAUGCAAACGAAAAUAUGUAAAUUUCUCUAAUUAUAAAAGAUAUAAAUUUAAAAAGGCUGCUCUUGGAAAUUUUAAACUACUUUAUAAUAACACAACUAUAUCCAAUGAUCACAGAAGUGAUAACAUUUUAAUAACAGAUAAUGAUAAGAAAACAUCUUUUCUUAGGCACAGUUUAUCAAACAUUGUGACAAAUAUCACAAACAAACAAAUAGAAAUGACUGAACAAUUUUUAUGGUUGCAUGUAAAAGAUAUAGAAUAUAUGAAAAGAAACAUACAAGUUACUCUUCAUAUCGCAAAGAAUUCAAAAUAUAAUUAUGAUACAAAGAACCAAAUAGAAUAUAAUCAAGUACUUUGUCAUCAUGCAAUUCUGUGUUUAAUUGAACCAAGUGAAAAGGGUGCUGUUUUAAUUGAAGAUAAUUUACCAGUUAUUGUUCAAAAAUAUCUCGUACAUGGUUAUAAAUACCAUUUUGAUUUUCAGAGGUAUUUUAUGAAAGACAAACAUAUUAUAUAAGUUUAAAUGUUUCAAUGGAUGAAACUUUUUCUUUAGA